Protopolystoma xenopodis is the source of this 345-nucleotide messenger RNA. The record is from the annotation of a GenBank genome assembly. Lineage: Eukaryota; Metazoa; Platyhelminthes; Monogenea; Polystomatidea; Polystomatidae.
AUGUACUGCUGUGUAUGUAGCCACUUUGAUCCGAAAGAGAAGGGGAUUCAAAGACUUGAGACGGAUCUUGCCAACCCAGUUGGUUGUGCACCCACGUGUAGUGAGUCCUUGCAGCAGUACAUCCCUGACCGCCCAACCCGGAGCCCGGAGUCGUCAAGGCAUCUUUGGCUACACCCGGUUGGUCGCCUCGUAGUCAGGUCAUUCUGGGACCUUCCGAUUGUGGACAGGCGACAGACAACCGGUGGUGCCGGAGAUGCCGACCUCGUGAAUGCGAGCUGUACUUUCAAGGAAGCUUUCACGCACCACUUUGCUGCAGCCAAACUCGUCGGAUUUUUCCGAUUUUAG